AGAAGUGGCUCAAGCAUCGCUUUGAAAACUUGCUUGUCCCCACGCGGGCAUCCCGAGGGCAGACGCCGACGAGAUCCACGAUGGACCCCCAAACACGGUGACCGGCUACGUUGCGCUUUCUCGCGCGGACCGGGAGGCGUUCGAGAGGUCUGGCACGCUGCGCCCCGGCAUCUUCACCUUCCCCGGGGUCUGGGGCAAGUACGUCCCUCUGGACGCCACGGUGCGGGAGGCCCUCGACAGCGCGCUCCUCCAGAACAUAGCCCCGUGCUUCGACGCGGCAACUGGCGAUACCAAGUGGAGCGUGCUGAAGUUGAGCUUCGUUGGUGAUGCCAUCGCCCGCAUGUUCCAGAGUGGUCAACUUCACUUCAGCGCUGGGCGUCACAAAAUGGAGCUCUGGUCUCCGGUCGAGGCCGAGUGGCUCUCCAGCGAGGCUCCAGAGUGCCCCCGCGCAGAGCUCACGGAGCUGUCCCUGUCGCGGAUGAGCUUCGACGAUUGGGGCGACCGCGUGCUGUCCGCCGCAGAAGGGCUGCAGAAGUGGACGUGGCGCGCCACGUGCCAGCAGUGCAGGCAGGAGGGGCGCUUCGUCUGGCGGGCCCCGCGGGGCCGCCGCGGGGGCGGGAGCACCUACUACUGCGCGGAGUGCUGGCACGGCCACUGCGGCAGCGCCCACUGGGUGUGCGAGAGCCUCCACGAGAUGAAGGAGUGGGACGAGUGGAUGAGGACUCCGACGAGCCCAGAGCUCGUCGAGGAGGCCGACGCCGAGGAGGCCGACGCCGAGCUCGUCGAGAUGACUCGGUCUCCGGAUCCGGAGCUCGUCGAGGAGGCCGAAGCCGAGCCCGCGUCGUCCGAGCAGUCCUGGUUCGCGCUCGCGCCCGAGUGAGGGGCUCGGGGGGCUCCCCCCCCCGAGUGACGAGGCAGGGCAUGGGAGGGUGAGGGAUGGUGUGUCCACACCUCUGGGGUCGACGCUGUGAGCCUACGCCCACGAGUCUGGCGGGAUAAGUUGUAGGCAUCCGCGCGUGAGCACCAUGCUCGAGCAGACAUUCACCCAUCCGACCACAGCUCGUUGACAGAUCUGACCUCAGCAGUGAGUUCGAGUAUUCAGUGGAUUUUUGUUCGCGAAUCGCUAGUGGCGCAGCGACGCGCGGAACAUGCUCAGGUAGAUUCACUGACGGUAGAG
This is a messenger RNA of Prorocentrum cordatum, 1177 nucleotides long. The record is from the annotation of a GenBank genome assembly. NCBI's taxonomy places the organism in Eukaryota, Dinophyceae, Prorocentrales, Prorocentraceae.